AUGUCUUAUAUCGGGAAUCUGGUCGUUCAACAGUAUGUCUCUGAUAUUCUUCUAUCUCCGGAGCCUCCUGUUCGUCGGACACCUUCUGAGAUUUUGUUGGCCAUAUUUUCCGAAAUCUAUAACGAACCGGCAUAUGCAUUCGAAGUGGGGAGGAAGGGAAGCGUGGCGUUUGCCAUUUCUCACGCAGAGUUGACGUCCAUGGCUUUACGCCGUUCCAAGGAUAAAGAGCUUAACAUCAUGUUUAUCGCAUCAGAAGAUGCUUGCAUGAUGCCGUCUCUCGUUGAAGCUUUUCGCCUGGUUACAGCUAGAUCACAAUUUUUGAGGGACCUCGAUUUGUAUUUCCCUCCAUCAUUCAUACCUUUGCUCUCAACGCUUGCGGGCCGUGUACCCGUUCUUCGUAGGUGUGCUGUCCGGAUUUUUGGUGAUGCUACAAAUGCGGAGCAUCGUAUUGAUGCAUUUGCAGUGGCACCUUGGCUGGAGGACGUCACCUUGCUAGGUUUUGACUCCUGGUCCACAAUCUCUGUUCCUUACCUCUCUAUCACAUCUUACGAGGACUUCUCAUUGCACAUGUGGUACUUUUGGGCUGUCUACCAACGUCCUUGGAUGGGGCGCUUUCAUUCCAUAGGACCUCCUGUGGAAUGUCCUGGUAUCUGUGUAUUCGUUGCAUCCCAGGGGGCUUUGUUUCGGGGUGUGACAUUGCCCCUUGUCCGCGCUGUCGUUGUGGAAAGCGAACGUCUUGAUAGUGUGUUGGGUUUUACGGACGGAGAUUGUUUACCUGCCGUAUAUGAUCUCAUUAUCCGGUCUCAGUGCCACAAGACUUCGACCCAAUUUUCGGUAUACGAUACUCGUCUUACCGGUGACAUCUUUGAUGUUCUGUCAGAACUUCCUUGUCUGACGACUUUGCCAUUCCAUUUUACUCGAUGGUACGAAGAAUGCGACGCCAUCAUUCAUGAUGUUGUCAUUGCAUUAUCCUUUACCGUUGGAGGCGAUGUGCUUGGUGCUCAUUGCGUGAUGCCUGUUCUGCGUCAGCUUAUUGUUACUGCCUCCAAACUUUUGGAUAACGGACGAGGUAGUGUCGGGGUUGUUUGUCCUCACUUUACGAGUAUGGUGGAAAGCUGA
Molecule: messenger RNA, 1119 nt
Organism: Desarmillaria tabescens
Lineage: Eukaryota; Fungi; Basidiomycota; Agaricomycetes; Agaricales; Physalacriaceae
Exons: 6
Coding region: 1-1119 (372 amino acids)
Source: RefSeq, a predicted model, not a curated record